AUGGCCAGCCAGCAGGAUUCAGGCUUCUUUGAGAUCAGUAUCAAAUAUUUACUGAAAUCCUGGAGUAAUACAUCUCCCGUUGGUAACGGCUACAUCAAGCCUCCAGUUCCACCUGCUUCUGGCACGCACAGGGAGAAAGGGCCGCCAACCAUGUUACCCAUCAAUGUGGACCCAGACAGCAAACCAGGAGAAUAUGUCCUCAAGAGUUUAUUUGUCAACUUCACUACUCAAGCUGAGCGCAAGAUUCGGAUCAUUAUGGCAGAACCCCUGGAAAAGCCAUUGACAAAAUCUCUACAACGUGGAGAAGACCCUCAGUUUGAUCAAGUCAUCAGCUCAAUGAGCUCCCUUUCUGAGUACUGCCUGCCUUCCAUUCUGCGGACAUUAUUUGACUGGUAUAAAAGGCAAAACGGAAUUGAGGAUGAAUCACAUGAAUACAGACCAAGAACAAGCAAUAAAUCAAAAAGUGAUGAACAACAACGAGAUUAUUUGAUGGAAAGACGGGACCUCGCCAUUGAUUUUAUUUUUUCUUUAGUAUUAAUAGAAGUUUUGAAACAGAUUCCACUUCAUCCUGUAAUUGACAGUUUAAUACACGAUGUUAUUAACUUGGCUUUCAAGCACUUUAAAUAUAAAGAAGGGUACCUUGGUCCUAACACUGGCAAUAUGCACAUCGUGGCAGACUUGUAUGCGGAAGUCAUCGGGGUGUUGGCACAAGCCAAAUUUCCUGCUGUAAAGAAGAAAUUUAUGGCAGAGCUAAAAGAGUUACGGCACAAAGAGCAGAGCCCAUACGUGGUUCAAAGCAUUAUCAGCUUGAUAAUGGGGAUGAAAUUCUUUCGAAUUAAAAUGUAUCCAGUGGAGGAUUUCGAGGCCUCUCUUCAGUUUAUGCAGGAAUGUGCACAUUAUUUCCUCGAGGUCAAAGACAAAGAUAUUAAGCAUGCCUUGGCGGGGCUUUUUGUUGAAAUCCUUGUUCCAGUAGCUGCCGCUGUUAAAAAUGAAGUAAACGUCCCCUGCCUUAGAAAUUUUGUGGAAAGCCUGUAUGACACCACGUUGGAACUUUCUUCUCGAAAGAAGCACUCCUUGGCCCUGUAUCCCCUGGUGACCUGCCUGCUUUGUGUCAGUCAGAAGCAGCUGUUCCUGAACAGGUGGCACGUUUUCCUCAACAACUGCUUAUCUAACCUUAAAAAUAAAGACCCUAAGAUGGCUCGAGUUGCACUGGAAUCUCUCUACAGAUUACUUUGGGUUUACAUGAUUCGAAUUAAAUGUGAAAGCAACACGGCUACUCAGAGCCGACUUAUAACCAUCAUCACAACACUUUUCCCCAAAGGGUCCCGCGGUGUGGUGCCAAGGGAUAUGCCUCUGAACAUCUUUGUGAAAAUCAUCCAGUUCAUUGCCCAGGAACGGUUAGAUUUUGCGAUGAAAGAAAUCAUUUUUGAUUUUCUUUGUGUGGGAAAACCAGCAAAAGCUUUCAGUCUCAAUCCAGAGAGAAUGAACAUUGGUUUACGGGCGUUCUUGGUCAUAGCUGACAGUUUGCAACAGAAGGACGGGGAACCUCCCAUGCCAGUUACAGGAGCUGUUCUCCCUUCAGGAAACACAUUGAGAGUAAAGAAAACAUAUUUGAGUAAAACGCUAACUGAAGAGGAAGCCAAAAUGAUAGGCAUGUCCUUAUAUUACUCUCAAGUACGAAAAGCUGUGGACAAUAUUUUAAGGCACCUCGAUAAAGAAGUAGGAAGGUGUAUGAUGCUGACUAAUGUCCAGAUGUUAAACAAAGAACCCGAAGACAUGAUCACGGGUGAGAGAAAGCCAAAAAUAGACCUUUUCAGGACCUGUGUUGCCGCUAUUCCUCGGCUGCUUCCUGAUGGGAUGUCCAAACUUGAACUCAUCGACUUACUGGCUAGACUCUCUAUUCAUAUGGAUGAUGAACUGCGACACAUUGCACAGAAUUCUCUUCAGGGUUUGCUUGUUGACUUCUCCGACUGGAGAGAAGAUGUCCUGUUUGGCUUUACCAACUUCCUGCUGAGGGAAGUAAACGACAUGCAUCACACACUCCUCGAUUCGUCCCUCAAGUUGCUGCUGCAGCUGCUCACCCAGUGGAAACUGGUCAUACAAACGCAAGGGAAAGUCUACGAACAAGCCAACAAAAUCAGGAACUCAGAGCUAAUUCCCAAUGGCUCCAGCCACAGGAUUCAGUCGGAACGAGGUCCCCACUGCAGCGUGCUCCAUGCCGUAGAAGGGUUUGCUCUGGUUUUACUCUGCAGCUUCCAAGUGGCCACACGUAAAUUGUCUGUUUUAAUACUCAAGGAAAUCCGAGCUUUGUUUGUUGCCCUGGGUCAGCCUGAGGAUGAUGACAGGCCUAUGAUUGAUGUCAUGGAUCACCUCAGUUCUUCCAUUCUCGAAAGUUUUAUUCAUGUAGCAGUUUCGGAUUCGGCAACGUUACCGCUGACCCACAACGUGGACCUGCAGUGGCUGGUGGAAUGGAACGCAGUCCUGGUCAAUAGCCAUUAUGAUGUGAAGAGCCCUUCCCAUGUCUGGAUAUUUGCACAGUCUGUCAAAGACCCCUGGGUCCUCUGCCUCUUCAGUUUCCUCCGGCAGGAGAACUUGCCCAAACACUGCCCGACAGCCCUCAGCUACGCCUGGCCUUAUGCCUUCACUCGGCUCCAGUCGGUGAUGCCCCUGGUGGACCCAAAUAGCCCAAUUAAUGCCAAGAAAACCAGCACUGCCGGCAGUGGAGACAACUAUGUUACCUUGUGGAGAAAUUACCUUAUUCUUUGUUUUGGAGUUGCAAAACCCAGUAUUAUGAGCCCAGGACACUUAAGAGCUUCCACUCCAGAAAUAAUGGCGACCACACCUGAUGGUACAGUGAGCUACGAUAACAAGGCCAUAGGUACACCAUCAGUGGGAGUUCUGUUAAAGCAGUUGGUGCCUUUGAUGAGACUAGAGAGCAUUGAGAUCACAGAGUCCUUAGUUUUAGGAUUUGGAAGAACAAAUUCCCUUGUUUUCAGAGAACUGGUAGAAGAACUUCAUCCAUUAAUGAAAGAAGCCCUGGAACGAAGACCAGAGAACAAGAAACGCCGAGAACGGCGAGACUUGUUGAGGCUACAGCUACUUCGAAUUUUUGAACUUUUGGCUGAUGCUGGUGUAAUAAGUGACAGCACAAAUGGAGCCUUAGAACGGGAUACGUUAGCCCUGGGAGCUUUGUUCUUAGAAUACGUAGACUUGACUCGCAUGCUCCUUGAAGCAGAAAAUGACAAAGAAGUUGAAAUUCUUAAAGAUAUCCGGGCACAUUUUAGUGCAAUGGUGGCCAACUUGAUUCAGUGUGUUCCAGUUCAUCAUCGGAGAUUUCUCUUCCCCCAGCAAAGCCUGAGGCACCAUCUUUUCAUCUUGUUUAGCCAGUGGGCAGGACCCUUCAGCAUUAUGUUUACUCCUCUGGAUCGUUACAGUGACAGAAACCAUCAGAUUACAAGAUACCAGUAUUGUGCCUUAAAGGCAAUGUCUGCAGUACUGUGCUGCGGUCCUGUCUUUGACAAUGUGGGGCUUUCCCCAGAUGGCUACCUGUAUAAGUGGCUUGAUAACAUUCUGGCUUGUCAAGAUUUACGCGUUCAUCAGCUUGGCUGCGAAGUUGUUGUCUUACUACUGGAACUUAAUCCUGAUCAAAUAAAUCUUUUCAAUUGGGCAAUUGACCGAUGCUACACGGGUUCCUACCAGCUUGCAUCUGGAUGCUUCAAAGCCAUAGCAACUGUGUGCGGAAGCAGGAACUAUCCCUUCGACAUAGUGACAUUGUUAAACCUUGUUCUAUUCAAGGCCUCUGACACCAACAGAGAGAUUUACGAAAUCUCCAUGCAGCUCAUGCAGAUACUUGAAGCAAAGCUUUUUGUAUACUCAAAGAAAGUCGCUGAACAGAGACCUGGCAGUAUUCUGUAUGGGACACACGGGCCACUGCCCCCCCUCUACAGCGUGUCACUCGCCCUCCUGUCCUGUGAGCUGGCCAGGAUGUAUCCUGAGCUCACUCUCCCUCUCUUCUCAGAGGUCAGCCAGCGGUUCCCCACGACGCACCCCAAUGGGCGCCAGAUCAUGCUCACCUACCUGCUGCCCUGGCUGCACAACAUUGAAUUGGUGGACAGCAGGCUCCUCCUCCCCGGGUCCAGCCCCAGCAGCCCAGAGGACGAAGUGAAGGACCGGGAAGGAGAAGUAACUGCUUCUCAUGGGCUGAAAGGGAACGGCUGGGGCUCUCCAGAAGCCACAUCACUGGUUCUGAAUAACCUGAUGUACAUGACAGCCAAGUAUGGAGAUGAAGUUCCUGGACCAGAGAUGGAGAACGCGUGGAACGCACUGGCCAACAACGAGAAGUGGAGCAACAACCUGAGGAUCACUCUGCAGUUCCUCAUCAGCCUCUGCGGGGUCAGCAGCGACACCAUUCUCCUGCCCUAUAUUAAAAAGGUGGCCAUAUACUUGUGCCGUAAUAACACCAUUCAAACCAUGGAAGAACUUCUGUUUGAGCUACAGCAGACAGAGCCUGUGAACCCCAUCGUCCAGCACUGUGACAACCCGCCCUUCUACCGCCUCACGGCCAGCAGCAAGGCCUCCGCCGCAGCCUCCGGAACCACAUCCAGCAGCAAUACAGUGGUUGCUGGCCAGGACAAUUUCCCCGAUGCUGAGGAGAGCAAGGUAUUGAAAGAAACUGAUGAAAGGUUCAGUAAUGUCAUCAGAGCCCACACUCGCCUCGAGUCAAGAUAUAGCAAUAGCUCGGGAGGAUCAUACGAUGAGGAUAAAAAUGAUCCAAUUUCUCCCUACACAAGCUGGUUGCUAACUAUUACGGAAACCAAGCAGCCCCAGCCCUUACCAAUGCCUUGUACUGGAGGAUGCUGGGCCCCCCUGGUUGACUAUCUCCCAGAGACCAUCACUCCCCGGGGACCACUGCACAGGUGCAAUAUUGCUGUAAUUUUUAUGACCGAGAUGGUGGUUGAUCACAGUGUGAGAGAAGAUUGGGCACUUCAUCUGCCAUUAUUGCUUCAUGCUGUCUUCCUAGGUUUGGACCACUACCGGCCUGAAGUCUUUGAACACAGCAAAAAAUUGCUUCUUCACCUCUUGAUUGCCCUGUCCUGCAACAGCAAUUUUCAUUCCAUUGCUUCCGUGCUUCUGCAGACUCGAGAGAUGGGUGAAGCUAAGACACUAACCGUUCAGCCAGCUUACCAACCUGAAUAUCUCUACACAGGUGGCUUUGACUUUCUGAGAGAGGACCAGUCAUCUCCUGUGCCAGACUCUGGGCUGAGUUCCAGUUCGACCUCCUCCAGCAUCAGCCUGGGAGGCAGCAGUGGGAACCUCCCGCAGAUGACCCAGGAGGUAGAAGAUGUGGACACAGCCGCUGAAACAGAUGAGAAGGCCAACAAGCUCAUUGAGUUUCUGACAACCAGGGCAUUUGGUCCACUUUGGUGCCAUGAAGACAUCACUCCUAAAAAUCAAAAUUCAAAGAGUGCUGAACAGCUCACUAAUUUUCUACGGCACGUUGUAUCUGUGUUUAAAGAUUCCAAAUCAGGUUUCCACCUGGAGCAACACUUAAGUGAAGUUGCAUUGCAGACAGCCCUUGCAAGCUCUUCAAGGCACUAUGCCGGUCGGUCCUUCCAGAUAUUCAGGGCCCUCAAGCAACCUCUUUCAGCACACGCCUUAUCUGACCUUCUCUCAAGACUGGUAGAAGUGAUCGGAGAACAUGGAGAUGAGAUUCAGGGUUAUGUGAUGGAGGCGCUCCUUACGCUGGAGGCUGCUGUGGAUAACUUGUCCGACUGCUUGAAGAAUAGUGAUCUCUUAACUGUGUUAUCCCGCUCUUCAUCACCAGAUUUAAGCUCAAGCACUAAACUAACAGCAAGCAGAAAGAGCACAGGACAACUCAACGUGAAUCCGGGAACUGCCAGUGGCAAUACCACCACUGCAGAACGAAGCCGGCAUCAAAGAAGCUUCUCUGUGCCCAAGAAGUUUGGUGUUGUUGACCGAUCCUCUGACCCACCUCGAAGUGCCACCCUGGACAGAAUUCAGGCUUGUACCCAACAAGGCCUCUCCUCAAAAACUAGAAGCUCAUCCUCCUUGAAAGACAGCCUCACGGACCCGUCCCACAUAAACCAUCCCACUAACCUGCUGGCCACCAUCUUCUGGGUCACAGUGGCCUUGAUGGAGUCUGAUUUUGAGUUUGAGUACCUGAUGGCCUUAAGGCUGUUGAGUAGACUGCUGGCGCAUAUGCCACUCGAUAAAGCUGAGAACCGAGAGAAGCUUGAGAAACUCCAGGCGCAGCUCAAGUGGGCCGACUUCUCAGGGUUGCAGCAGCUGCUGCUGAAAGGAUUCACAUCCCUCACCACCACAGACCUUACCCUGCACCUUUUCAGUUUGCUGACACCAGUGUCCAGAAUACCCAUGGUGGAUUCAUCCCAAGCUAUUGGGUUUCCACUGAAUGUCUUGUGUCUUCUGCCCCAGCUGAUUCAGCAUUUUGAAAAUCCCAAUCAGUUCUGUAAGGAUGUAGCCGAAAGGAUUGCUCAGGUUUGUUUGGAAGAGAAGAACCCCAAACUGUCAAAUCUUGCACACGUUAUGACUCUUUAUAAAACGCACAGCUACACAAGGGACUGUGCCACGUGGGUCAACGUGGUUUGCCGAUACCUUCAUGAAGCGUAUCUGCUGGAGAAAGGCCUCCCCAGCGUGCAGCAGCCUUUGCUCCAGGUCAUCCACAGUCUGCUCAGCUACAUGGACCUUUCCGGGGUGCCUGUCAAACAAUUUAACGUGGAAGUUCUGAAGACCAUUGAAAAAUAUGUGCAAAGUGUUCACUGGAGAGAAGCUUUGAAUAUCUUGAAGCUGGUAGUUUCUCGGUCUGCCAGCCUCGUUUUGCCUUCAUACCAGCACAGUGACCUCUCAAAGAUAGAAAUACAUCGAGUGUGGACUAGUGCUUCUAAGGAAUUGCCUGGAAAAACACUGGACUUCCACUUUGAUAUUUCAGAGACGCCAAUCAUCGGGAGGCGGUAUGAUGAGCUGCAGAGUUCUGCUGGGCGUGACGGGAAGCCGAGAGCCAUGGCUGUCACCCGGAGCACAUCCUCCACUUCUUCUGGCUCCAACUCCAAUGUCCUUGUUCCUGUAAGCUGGAAAAGGCCCCAGUAUUCUCAGAAGAGGACAAAAGAGAAGUUGGUGCACGUCCUUUCUCUGUGUGGCCAAGAAGUAGGAUUAAGCAAAAACCCCUCAGUGAUUUUUUCAUCGUGUGGGGAUUUGGAUCUGCUUGAGCACCAGACGAGCUUGGUGUCUUCUGAGGACGGCGCCCGAGAACAGGAGAACAUGGAUGACACAAACAGUGAGCAGCAGUUUAGAGUCUUCAGGGACUUCGACUUCCUAGAUGUGGAGCUUGAGGACGGAGAGGGGGAGAGUAUGGACAAUUUCAACUGGGGAGUGCGCAGACGUUCUCUGGACAGCCUGGACAAGUGUGAUAUGCAGAUUCUGGAGGAGCGCCAACUUUCAGGAAGCACUCCCAGCCUCAAUAAAAUGAACCAUGAGGACUCCGAUGAGUCAUCCGAGGAGGAGGACCUCACAGCCAGCCAGAUCCUGGAGCACUCAGACCUUAUCAUGAAUCUCUCCCCCUCUGAGGAGACCAAUCCCAUGGAACUUCUCGGCACAGCCUGUGACUCGACCCCCGCUGACCCUCACUCCUUUAACUCCAGAAUGGCUAGUUUUGAUGCUUCUUUGCCUGAUAUGAAUAAUCUGCAGAUUUCUGAGGGUUCAAAGGCGGAAGCUGCCCGGGAAGAGGAGGACACCACUGGGCAUGAAGAUGAUCUUUCUGGUUCCAUCAAUGAACUCCCAGCAACUUUUGAAUGCAGUGACAGCUUUAGCCUGGACAUGACUGAGGCAGAGGAAAAAAGCAACAGAGCUCUGGACCAGUUUACGCUUGCAAGCUUCGGAGAAGGCGACAGGGGAGUCUCCCCGCCUCCCUCGCCCUUCUUCUCGGCGAUUCUUGCCGCCUUCCAGCCCACAGCCUGUGACGACGCUGAGGAGGCCUGGCGCAGCCACAUCAACCAGCUCAUGUGCGAUGCAGACGGCUCCUGCGCUGUGUACACCUUCCACGUGUUCUCCUCCCUGUUCAAGAAUAUUCAGAAAAGGUUCUGCUUCCUAACCUGUGAUGCUGCCAGUUACCUUGGCGAUAACCUCCGGGGAAUCGGAUCCAAAUUUGUCAGCUCUUCCCAGAUGCUCACCUCCUGCUCUGAAUGCCCGACGCUUUUUGUGGAUGCUGAAACUCUCCUUUCUUGUGGACUUCUGGACAAGCUCAAGUUCAGUGUUCUAGAACUGCAAGAAUAUUUGGAUACCUACAACAACAGAAAAGAGGCCACUCUCUCAUGGCUUGCAAAUUGUAAGGCAACAUUUGCGGGAGGAUCAAGAGAUGGAGUCAUCACCUGUCAACCAGGGGACUCGGAAGAAAAGCAAUUGGAACUGUGUCAGAGAUUAUAUAAGCUACACUUCCAGCUGCUAUUGCUUUUUCAGUCCUACUGUAAGCUCAUCGGCCAGGUGCAUGAAGUUAGCUCCAUGCCAGAGCUGCUGAACAUGUCCAGGGAACUGAGUGACCUGAAGAAACACCUGAAGGAAGCCACAGCAGCCAUCGCCGCAGACCCUCUUUAUGCAGAGGGUGCGUGGUCUGAGCCAUCCUUCACGUCCACGGAAGCAGCCAUCCAGUCCAUGCUGGAGUGCUUGAAGAACAACGAACUGGGCAAAGCUUUGCGGCAAAUCAGGGAGUGCAGAAGUCUGUGGCCCAAUGACAUCUUUGGAAGCAGUUCUGAUGAUGAAGUCCAGACACUACUGAAUAUUUAUUUCCGUCACCAAACUCUGGGACAGACGGGUACUUAUGCAUUGGUGGGGUCCAAUCAGAGCCUCACUGAGAUCUGCACCAAGCUGAUGGAGCUGAAUAUGGAGAUCCGGGACAUGAUCCGCAGGGCCCAGAGUUACCGAGUCCUCACUGCCUUCCUUCCAGACUCCAGCGUUUCUGGCACUAGUCUCUGA
Messenger RNA from Otolemur garnettii (small-eared galago), 9003 nucleotides. RefSeq names its product FRY microtubule binding protein (gene FRY). Gene Ontology annotation, biological process: cell morphogenesis; neuron projection development. The transcript is spliced from 61 exons. Gene Ontology annotation, cellular component: site of polarized growth; cell cortex. Lineage: Eukaryota; Metazoa; Chordata; Mammalia; Primates; Galagidae. The record is from RefSeq and is a predicted model, not a curated record. The coding region runs from base 1 to 9003 and encodes 3000 amino acids.